AAUCGAAAUACACAUGCCAAACAAAGAUGACAUUAAUUCAAUAGAAAGAGAAAUACAAAAGUGAAAAUAUGGCGGAAUAGACAGUAAAGUGGGGUUGAUGAAGAUCAAAAUAAGAUUUAUUUGAUUGUUUCUAUUUAUGAAAUAAUGUUAAAUUAAAUAACAAAAGCGGUAAAUGAGUGCGGUGUGUCGUCGAUAUAUUAUGUAGGUGGGAAGUGCGUCGAUAAAUCCACCCUUUCGGAGUGGUGAGGUGUACAUACAAAAAAAAUAAGUGACAAUUGAGCUUGGAAUAAUAAGGGUAUGAUUUCAAGCCAUGGGUGCUCAGAAUACCAAGGAAAGAAAUAUUUCUGUGGGAACCCAUUCAAUUAGAACCACAAGAAAUAGACCUAGAAUUGCAAAAGAUGGACGUCAGCCCAUUUCCAAUAUUUUCACCGAACACAGUGAGGCUCUUUUACAAAGUCGACCUUUGCCACAUAUUCCGAGCCUUCCUGAAUCGGAUCCACCAGGAAGUCAUAACACUAAUACCAUCAAUUCCAGUCUGAGCACCCUAUCGAAUUCUUCCACUAGUGGAGCACCCUCUACACCCAUCUCAUUCGAGACUGCCAAUAGAUGGACCUCAAAAGAAAACCUCCUAGCCCAAGAAGAAGAUGACCCUCAACUCUUUGUUGCUUUAUACGAUUUUCAAGCAGGCGGAGAGAAUCAACUUAGUCUUAAAAAAGGAGAACAAGUUAGAAUAUUAAGCUACAAUAAGAGUGGGGAGUGGUGUGAAGCGCAUUCUUCUACUAACCAGGUUGGUUGGGUACCAUCGAAUUAUGUAACUCCUGUAAAUUCUCUAGAAAAGCAUUCCUGGUAUCAUGGACCAAUAUCAAGGAAUGCAGCUGAAUACUUACUUAGUUCUGGUAUCAAUGGUAGUUUUUUAGUACGAGAAUCGGAGAGCAGUCCUGGCCAAAGAAGUAUAUCCUUAAGGUAUGAAGGUCGCGUUUAUCACUAUCGAAUCAACGAGGAUACCGAAGGAAAAGUUUUCGUUACAGCUGAUAGCAAAUUCAAUACUCUUGCUGAAUUAGUUCAUCAUCAUUCUAUGAUAUCAGAUGGCUUAAUAACACAAUUAUUGUAUCCAGCACCCAAACACAACAAACCCACGGUAUUUCCUCUGAGUCCAGAACCUGAUGAAUGGGAGAUUACCAGGACUGAUAUAGUUAUGAAACACAAGUUAGGUGGAGGGCAAUAUGGAGAUGUAUAUGAAGCUAUGUGGAAAAGAUACAACAUGACAGUAGCUGUGAAAACUUUGAAAGAAGAUACUAUGGCCUUAAAAGAUUUUCUCGAAGAAGCUGCCAUCAUGAAGGAAAUGAAACAUCCAAAUUUAGUUCAACUGAUGGGUGUUUGUACGAGAGAACCACCAUUUUACAUAAUCACUGAGUUCAUGAGCAAAGGAAACCUCUUAGAUUAUUUGAGAAAUGGUAACAAAGAUCAAAUUAAUGCCAUAGUACUUAUGUAUAUAGCUACACAAAUAGCGAGUGGAAUGAAUUAUCUGGAGAGCAGAUGUUUUAUUCAUAGAGACUUAGCAGCCAGGAAUUGUCUUGUGGGUGAAAAUCACUUAGUCAAAGUUGCUGAUUUUGGUCUUGCAAGGUUAAUGAGGGAUGAUACAUAUACUGCUCACGCUGGUGCCAAAUUUCCAAUAAAAUGGACUGCUCCUGAAGGCUUAGCUUAUAAUAAAUUUUCCACUAAAUCUGAUGUAUGGGCUUUCGGUAUUUUAUUAUGGGAAAUAGCAACAUACGGUAUGUCGCCUUAUCCUGGAGUUGAUCUAACAGAUGUUUAUCACAUGUUAGAAAAAGGAUAUAGAAUGGAAUGUCCGCCAGGAUGUCCUCCAAAAAUUUAUGAGCUUAUGAGGCAGUGUUGGCAAUGGCAUGCAAAUGAUAGACCUACUUUUAAGGAAAUCCAUCAUGCCUUGGAAAAUAUGUUUCAAGAAUCAAGCAUUACAGAAGAGGUUGAAAAACAACUGCAAGGCAAUGACUCUCCAUCAGUUCCUUUGGGAACUCCAAAUAUGGCUUUCAAAAAGUCACAUUCAGGAAGUACAGGAAAUAUUCAUGGCCUUGUUGGACUAACAGAACCUAGUGAUACUCUCAACAAUACAUCUAAUAAACUCUCUACUUUUACUGGAGGAUCAAAGACUAACGUUCAAAUGAGGCGGUCUACUAAUAAAAAAGGAAUGCCUGCCCCUGCACCUCCCAAACGUACAAGCUUGCUAUCUUCUUGCAGUUCUUUUCGAGAUAGUACGUUUGAGGACCAAGGACAAACAGAAAAUAUAGGAGAGGAUGGGACUGAUUUAAAUGGACUGACUAGAGAACUUCAAACAUUAACGUCAAGUACAAAAUGUGAUAGUGAAAGCGAUUUACAAGAUCAAACUCCUGAUACGGACGAUUCAGGAGCCCAUUCUUAUCCAGAAAUAUCAACCACUAGUAGCUUUAUACCAGGUGCAGGGUCUUUUAAGAGGGUUCCAAUUAUGGGUAAUAAAGGAUUGGAACAAAGAGGGAAAAAGACUAAAUCCAAGGAACCUACGGUUGUAGCAGCUUUAGAAGUUCAAAACGUCCGCAAGGCUAUUAGCAGAUACGGUACUCUUCCAAAAGGAGCUAGAAUUGGUGCAUAUUUGGAGUCUCUUAGACAGAACAACAUGUCCUCUAACGAGGAAGUCAUUGUUCAAGCUGUCAACCCAGUAUUGGAUCAAUCUGAUACCACGCCAAGAUCAUUGUCUCCAAGAACUAGCAUUCGAACACAACCUCAGAUGAUUAGAAGUAACUCAUCCGGAGGAGUUACGACGUUUCACUCUACACAUCCUCCAAGUUCCCCUACUUCUAGUAAGUUAGCUAGAAAUCGAAACAUAACUAGGAAUAACAGCGCUGACGUAAGAAGUAGUUUGAGAAGUUUCAAAACGUCACAAAAUAGCUCUUUUAGGGCUGGAAGCCCUUCAAGAUCGAUCCAACCAACUUUGGCUGAUUUGGAAUUCCCUCCCCCGCCUACAGAUUUACCACCACCUCCAGAAGAAUUUGAUGGAUCUGAUGUUGAUCAAGUAGACUGUAACACGUCCACAAUGACUUCAUCCCAAGAACUAAAAAAGCGAAUCAUUCCUGGAUCACCCCUAACCACCAAAAAAGUAUCUCGCGAAUCUCAACCGACCGAACCGUCUGAAACUAGCGAUGUUAGUACCCUCCAACCUUCUGUAGAGGAAGCAAGUUCGAGAUUCGGUGUUAGUUUGAAAAAAAGGGAAACUGAUAAGGAUAUUAAAGAUGAUGGGAAGGAGCGUGCCAGUCUUACUCUCACUAGUCCAAGUCAAGAUGGUAAAAGUUCCAUCAGUGCCGAUUCCGAUGUUCCUGUUGUUGGUUCCCCAUUAGAACCGUUACCUCCUCCACCGAGUAUUUCAGAAAGUGAUGAAGCCAUAGAAGCUGAAGACAAUAAAUCCUCCAAAGUGUUCAAAAAUAAAUUGGUGAUGAAAGAAAUGGAAUUGAAAUUAGUCGCGGAGAUAAAGGAAAGUCAGAAUUUGAAGAGUAAAAAUAUAAAAGAAUCUCCAAUUGAAACUUUAUUGGCUGUGAGUGGCAUUAGCCAUGAUCCUGUUUCUCAACUCGUAACUGAACUUUCACAAUCUCUCAAUUUAGAAAAAGACCUAGAUAUUAACGUACCACGAAAGAAUACUCAAGGAAAAUUAACAACGAAUAAUGGAGUAACAUUUGUAUCACAGCUCAAAAAAGUAGAUGCUAAAAAAUCCAUUAAUACUACUAAAGAAAAAGUCGAAAAAGACACUUCCGUCAUCAUAGAUUUUAAAUCCAGACUAAGAAAAGUCGAAAAUGAUAAAAAAUCCGAUGAAAGAGAAGACAACGAAUUUGAACUCAAUAAAAGGGAAAGCACUGCUAGUUCUGACAGUGGAAACUUAAAAUUAGAUGAUAGUGAUGACAAAAGGAAGAGCACAGGCAGCAUUAGUAGCUUAAAAAAACUCUGGGAAGCCAAAGAUAAUUCCGAAACGGGAGGAAACAUCCAAUUGAGUCCCAAAUUAUCAAUUAAAAACAGCAAAGCUGAAGAAAUAUUCGAGAGCUCGCCAGUAGAAACUUCAGAUGAAUCGGUUAAAUUAGAAAAGUCCAUAAAAACUGAAAAAAAAUCUUGGCCUCCUGCACAAGAGGAAAAACCUGUUAUUCCCACAAAACCAGCAGUAAAAGCUUUAAAACCUUUGUUGGGUCGAUCGGCAGGAUCUGCAAUUUACGCUACGCCAAUGGCUACCACAAACACUAAUUAUUCAAAGCCCCCAAUAAUGACCAAACCUGCUACAAUUGAGACCAAAACACCAGAAGAGGAGACCAAAUUAUCAAUGAUUGACAAAAGUGGGAAGGAUAACAUUUUGGAAAUAUCUCAGGCCUUGGAAACAACUUUGAACAGCAUCAAAUCGAAUUCCGCUGUUUCAUCCGCGACUUGGUUACAGUUAUCUGACAAAAUAGGUUUAUUGCACGGUAUUUGUAUGGAUUAUGCCGAUAAUGUAGUCCCGGCACAUACCAAAUUCCAAUUUAGGGAACUGUUAACGAGAUUAGAAAGUCAGGCUAGACAGUUACGGUCGGCAGGUUCGAGAAAUUCUAGCGAAAACACCCGAUGUCUCAACGAAGUGAAUAAUACUAUUAAAGAUGUUGUAAAUGUCGUUUUUCGUUAAAGAAAUUUCAAAUCGACUCCGACUUACAAUUAUCAUUAUACGAAUGUUAGGACCAAUUUGUUUAAUGUUUCGAUUUUCUGUAAGGUAAGUUGCAUAUUUCUGACGAGAAGUGUGUGAAUGUCGAAAGUAUUUUUUUUUAUUUGUUUUCAAGUUUUGGAUUUUUGUUUGUGAAACACUGUACACUGUCAAAAGAAAAUGGGAUUAUCCAUGUGAAGUUCAGUGUGAUCGUUUCAAAUGAAAUCACCUCUGUUAAUAAUUCUCAGUAUUGGUAAACAACAUUAUAUGUUAAUUAUUUUUUUUAUUAUUCAUAAAUCGACAAUGUAAUCAUUAUUUAAUAAAUUUUAACAUAAAUUUGUCCGGUUAAAUGUUUUAUAAAUAUUUCAGGAAAUUUUUAAUAAUAAUUAUAUAUAUUUUUUAGUAAUAAUUCGAUUAUAUUAUCAUUCACUAAUAUUAAUUUUCUGUAGCUCCUCAGAAAAAAGUCAUUAGAUCAAAAGACAAAAAGGCAAUCAUUCAAUCAGCAUACAGUUUUGAACACCGAUUAAUUAAGUUAUUUUCAACCUAUGUUUUAAUCAAUUUAGGGAUAGUCCUUCCAAACAAACUACAGAUGUACAAUCGUAUUCCUAAAUUUCAAUCAAUAGCCCAUUAUAUGUAGAAUAUACCAAAAACAUAAUAUAUUGUUGAAUCUACAUAAUUUUCAAAUUACAAUUGGUAGAUUACACCUAUAUAAUCAAUAAUAAGACAAAAAAGAUAUUAAUUUCCCUUUUUAAUUUUCUCCAUAAUCAAAGCAUACUGUUCUGAUUAGUCUUCCGUUCCAUUUUAAUUUCUCGCAAUAUUUUUGGUGCAAUGAGUAAUUGUCAAAUCUAGAUAACAUGUAUUCUGAACUGCAUUCAAAUUUAUUUACUUCUUUAGAUUCUCAUCUUAGUAGGCAUAAGAAAAUAUUAUCAACAAAUGAUCAUGAUAUUUAAUUCCUAUUAAAUAAUCUAUUAGCAUUGGUGCUUUCAAGAAACGAUUUUGUUUUUAUGCAUAUAAAACAUACUGAACAAAUCUGGUUUCUAUAUUUACUUCACUAAACUGUGAUACAGCUUAAAUAAUUUUUAGGCAUUUCGAUAUGCUCAACAAAUAAUUUAUUCUCUACAUUCAACCUUUCAUAUCUUAAUGUAUUUAUACUACUUUUGUGACUAGCACUUGACUUAUGAAAUGCUAAUUGUAUUGAGAAUGCAUGCUUUGAUAGUUUUUGAUAGAUACUUAUAUUUUAUAUAUUUUUUACUAAUUACUGAGAUUCUAAUUUGAUUCUUCAAAAAAUGUUAGUCACAACAAAAAAUGAUGAACAUGAAUGCUAGAAGCUCUCUAUAUAUUUAUUGAAUGUUAUAUCAUUUAUUUUGGAAACAUGGUGAUCCGUUUACAAUGAGCAGUUAUUUUUGUCCAUAUAUAAUUAUUUGGAAUAUUUUUCAAUUGCUGGCAUGUGAAAUACUCAUUAAAAACAAAAAUUUUGACUUUAUGGUAAGGUACUAUUCAUUUAUAGUCAUAAAUAGAUUUGAAUAUUAAUUUGUGAUUCUCUACAAUUACAACUCAUGAAUUUUUCAUUCUAUUCUCAUCCUUGUACUCUUAAAAAUGAAAAAUAUUUACGAAUUCUAAUCAAUUUAGAAAAGGAGUUUAACAAAUUAAUAAAGAUAAAAUAUAUUGUCACUAACUUGGGAUUUCCUCUCUAUAAUUGAACAUUCUUGCCAAUUACUCUCUCUUGCCAAUUAUUUAUUUUUGCAUUUUAUCGAGUCUAGCUCAAUAAUUCUUUUUUUUUUCUACUGUUUUUCUUCCUUAACCUCCUCCAUCGAUCUUCGAAAUUAUCAUUCAUUACAUAGCUUUCUUUAUAUUCAAAAUAAUGUUGAUAUUGUUUUUGGAAUGAUAGAAUCACCUAAGUGUUUCUAAUUGUAAUUAUUUUUCUAUUUUGUCAUUUAUGUGUAUUUGCAAUACAAUUUUGUACCUCCAUCCUUUCUUCUGUCUAACCUCAAAACUAUGUGAUUGCUAUUUUUUUCCUUUUUACUAAAUCAGUUGAUUUUGAAGACUGAGUCUGAUUUACAAUUUUAUGAAUUUGAUAUUUGAAUAAGAAAAAAAGAGAAUAACUUGCUCAGAGUCUCUAAACACUAUUUUUAACGAAUAAAGAUGUAAAUAAAUUUGUUUAAUAUGUCUGACGAUGUCUAUCAAGUAUUUUCCGAAAAGCAGUUUGGUACACAAAAGUAGUAAUUAAAAUAGAAUUAAAUAUUUAUAUAAGCUUAUGCUAGUCUUUGUCUUUGUAAUAUAAUUUUUGGUUAAUUACAUUGUGCGUGGGUGAAUGUCUCCUUAGUGGUAUAAGAUUUAAGAAAAACCUGAUUCAACUGUAAAGUUAUUUUUGUCAACAAAUUUUCUAAAAUCCAAAGAUUACACUGGUUUGACGAUUUAUCGUUUGUUAUUUUAUGUGAACAACAAAAAUUCGUUUAUUAAUAAGUAACACUGGUCUGCAAAAAAAUAGUAAAGCCCCGGCACUAUUUUCGGCGAAUCCCAUGUAAAAUAUCGUCCUGAAUCUAAAUGUAACUGCCGUUUUCAUCACCCACAAUUUUCGAGGGAGCCUCGCACGUUUAUUUUUACCACUUUUCGAUAAUAAUAAUAAACUUUGAUUUUGAAGGGGUAAAAAUAACUAUUUCAACUGAAAACAAGGAUAAAUGAUAAAGAUAUAUACCAUUAUUUGCUUCCUUUUUUUACAUAUCCUGGGGUACAUGUGUCUCGUUCCAAAAACCAGCAGUACUCCACCAAUAUGCUUGCACUCUACUUACCUGAAAAUCUCUUCUCCAUCUCAGUCUUAAUGGAUCAUUUGCGGUGUUCAUCAGAAGCUUCUCCUAAGUUUUGAAAUAAGUCCACGGGCGAGUGAAGGAAGUCUACUUUAAGAGACAUGUUUCAUCUCAUCAAUUUUUAUUAAUGUUGUUAUAUAUUUGUAUUUUAUUGUAGUUUUUAUGUACUUUUAUAUAGUGACAAUGUUGCCAUACACUUUGCUAUAAAUUUUAUUACCUGCUUUCGAUGUUUAAUGGUUAAAAGUAGAAAUAUGUAACAAAUAAGUGAAAAAUAUGUGAUAACUAAGUAGAGGAUGAGGAAAACUGAGGUCAUAUUUGCAAUCAAGAGGUCAUUUUACACAGGAAUGGUCAAGAAUGGUAUCGGGCUGAUUUUCUAGCAGACCAGUGUAAUAGUACCUAUCAAGUAAUUCAUUGAAUUGUUUUUAUGGACUAUAUAACAAUUCCAUUAAUAAUAUUCAUUAACAGAAAGAGCUAGUGGAAAGGGUUGCAGUAGAUGUUCAAUAAUCUGUAUCUAAUUUUGGGCAUUUCAAUUUCUUUGUGCUUUGUUGAUUUGCAUUCUUUUAUAAAUUGAUUUUUACCAUAACAUUAUAUUUUCAAUUAUAUCUAAAGUUAUCAGUUUCAUAUUCUUCCCUUCCUGCUUUCACAUUUUCGUUUAAAAUAUAUUACAUUCAACGACUUGUAAUACUUUUGAAAAUUACAUUGUACAAAAUUUGCCAAAUGCGAAGAGUGCGCGUGACACAAACAUUGUGAGCUUAUAUGUUCUUUUUUCUAAAUUUAUUUCGGCAUAUAAUACUGUUAUGAUUUUUUGGAGUUUUAUUUAUUUAGAGUAUCGUUUUUCCAACUUGAUGAUAUGAAUACGAGUAAGGAGCCUCAUAAGUACAUCUAAUUAAAUAUCAUCACAAAAUUCAAAAACGUUAUCGAAAACAAAGAAACAGACAAACAUACAAAUCAAUAAAAAUAUAGGCAUGAGAGACUUCACUUUUUAUACAUUUGAUGUCUACAUAAAAUGGCAGAAGUAGCUAUUAUUUUAUUUUUUGUUGCAUAAACCCUGAAUAAACCUCCCUAAUACAUGUUUUUGACGAUACAUAUUUCGAAUACAAAGUUACAAAUUAUUAGGAAACUCGAGACGAUCGUCAGUUUGUUUCAAAAUGUUAAUAAUUGUUGGCUGUUAAGGUAUGAACUUUAUAAAAAAGGUGAAAUCUGGGAAAUCCCAUACAUCUCCAGAAAAUCAAUCCAUGUAUGUAUAUUACUUUUACGGCUGCCAUUUUUUGAAAUCUUUUAACACGAUAAACCAAAAGAAUGUCUUACUACUUAUGAGAGCAGAGACAAUAAUAUUGUGUUGUACCUAUAACGAUAAUUAUUGUUUCUGGUGUGUUUUUCAACACAAAAUUACCUGAAUUAUAGAUUAUAAACUGUUUAACUAAAGAUUGAAUCAGUUUAUUCCCCCGAUUUCGGGAGAUUAAUUUAAUGAUAGUUUAAAGACUAUUAAACUUGGUUUAACAGACGGUGCAAUUCAGAAAACAAAAUUAAGCCACUGUUAGAGUUUGAACCAUUGUUAACCUUAGGGUGCAAGCAGCCACAUUAUUUCAAAUUCUUACUAAGUUAAUUAACCCAGGAGUGGUCGCGUUAUUUCGUGUUACGUAUGUAGUCGUGCAUUAGAUUUUUUCUAAAAUUAAGAAAUUCAAAUUAUAAUUAAAUAAUAACACUGUUCUUUCAGUAACCUUUUCUUUUUGGCUUUCAAUGUUUGUCCAAUUUUGGCAGUACCAAUCUUCAAUUCUACUUCUAAAUCUAUAUUUGUCUUAAAUCUCUUCAGCUUACUUGUGACUAGCUCUUCUGUGGCACCUAAAUCCAAAAUAAACCAGCUUUCCUUUUGUGACAGAUUCGCACAAUUUAAUGCUAUGAAUGCAAUUGAAUCAUAUUAUGUUGCUUGAGAGUUGCCUGUUAGCUUGUUUGUCUGUGCAAUAUUCUAGACGUUCUUCUAUUUCUCCUUCUGCCUUGUGACCCGACUUGCCACAUUUAUAACAUACAUACUGAUUUGUGUGCUCUUUGGCUAAUUCUAUAUUUUGUAUUCAACUUUAGUUCUUCUUAAGGCCCGUUUACACGAGUUUACUGAGCAAUUAUUUAGUUAAGUGUUUAGUUAAUUUCAAACCGUGUGAACAGACAGUUUAGUACAGGUACUAAACACUAAACUUCAGCAUUGCUAUGACUAUUGAAAUAUGUUGAAGCUAGAGAAUAUCUCAAAGAUUUUAUCGAUCUGAAUCUUACUUUAUUUUUUGUAUAUAGUAGAUAAACUUUCAGGAAGUGUGUAUAAUUAUGAGACAUUUUAUUAUAUAUUCUUCACCAUCAUAUGUUCUUUCUUCGUGUGUGAGAUGACCUGUUAAGCCAUUGUCUACUACAAAAGUUGUGUCUAACUCAUCAUUUUCUAUGAAAUAGUUCACAGUGUUGUUCUGUCUUCUGAAAUGAUUUUUUUGAUCUCUUUUAUAAUAUUAUACACUUAUCUUUAGGAUAAUUAUCUUUUUUGUAGCAGUUACAUGAUGAAAAUUCCUUACCACUCCAGCAGUUUAUUCUAGGUGCAUAUUUUUGUUGCACUUAUUGUAAUGUUUGAAAACUCUACUACUUGACCGUUUUUUUUCUUGAUUGAGAUUGCUUCGGUUCGAUUUGUCCUUAUUCAUUGUAUAGCCAGUUUUUCUUGAAAAGUUACAUGUACCUUUACAUUUGUGAGUUUUCAAUUUUGUGUUGCUACUCUUAUAUCAUUAUCAUUUCAUUUUUUUCUGCUGUAGUAAUCUCCAACGGAGAUAAUCGAUUUUUUUUCUUUUGCAGGAGUAGAGUUCCAUGGUAGGGUUACAAUAUUUUUGGUUAUUAGCAUUUCCUUAUCUACUGUGAGACGUAUAUUCUUUAGUUCAAAACUUACGGUUUCCCAAAAUAUUUUUAUUCUUGUCAUACUGUAAACAUUUCUGUUGAUGUUUGGGUUUACAUAUGGAUCAAUAGUCCUCGUGGGUUUUCCAUGAAGCAAUUUUCUUCUCAACAUUUUCUGAAUGUCUGUGAGCUUCGUUAUAAAUUCAGUGUUUUCUUUGUUGCACAUAUUAGAUAUUGAAAAUAUUUUACUUGCAGAAUAUUCUCAGUUUCAAAUUAAUUUAUUUAUUAUUAUUUCUUUAUCCUACUUCCGCACUGUACUACACAUUCUAAUUCACACAAAAUGAUGUAUUUCAUUUUUACAAAACUUCUCUUUAAUAAAAAUACUAACACUAUCAUUAAGACAUUCUUAUUCUAGAAACUUGGACAAGACAAGCAUCAUAGAAAUAUCUAACAACAAUUCGCAAACGUCCUACCAAUAUUAUAUUAUAAAUGUUUGUCAUGGUAUAAAAUUUUUCUACUGAGUUUUUAAAAAUGAAAUAUUGAGUAUUCAACAAAAAGUUGGAUUACAUAAAAUUUUUGACCCCAUCAUACCAAUGUGAACAUUAAACUGCAACCCCGUAAGAUUUUAAGGUUUCAAUUUUCUGUUUUCUUUUAAAAGCGGUGUAAAAAUUGUUUAAUAUUUUAUUUGUUGAAUUUUUUUAUGCUUUAUUCCAUAUAUUUUAAAAAAUUCUGAAAACAGUAUUUAGAAUGUUAGGAGUUGAUUUUAAUAAAAAUAUUAGCUUAGAUAGAAAAUACUCUUUUCCUUUCGCCGAUGAGAGAAAGAUUGUAAAUUGUUUCUUGUAACAAUAAUAUUUCAAAAUCCUCCUACUUAAUCCAGUUCAAUAUUAGAAAAAAUCAAAUUUAUUAAGAAUUUGGAUAAAAUUCUUAUGACCUUAGCUAUGCAUUUAAUUUUAAACAUACACCUACGUUUUAUUCAUUUCAAUCACUUUUUAUUUGAAAGUUCCCUAGUCAGAAAACACAAGUGCAUUAUUCAUAGUACAUUUUAUUUUUCUAAUAGGCUCACUUUCUGAAAUGCUCCAUAUUAAUAAUAUAUUUAAAAAAUAUGCUUCAUCAAUUGUGUGUGUUUGAACAGUAAAUUGCAACGAUAUAUUCAAUCUAUGUGCAAAUAAUACUCUUUGAACUUAGAUGCUAAGUGUCAUUAAAACUUGUGUUGAUUGAAUAGUCAUUUAAAAUGUAUUUAUAUCUGUAGCGUUUACUCAUGUUAAAUAUUUUUUAUAUUUCAUAUCUAUUAUACAAGGAAAAAUGAGAAACGAUAUUGAAUAAAUUUGAUUCUUCAUUAUUGCCUUUUUAGUAUUUUCCCAAUGCAGCAACAAUCUUUCAUAUUUAUGUAUAUAGAUGUCUUCAAUUUUUUAUUUCUUGGACACUUUUAUAUAUUUUAGUUGCUGAAUUGUCUCUUUUGAUUAAAAAUGUAUAUUCGAUAAAUAUGUAUAUUAUUAUUACAUAUUGUACAUAAGUUAUGGAUGGUUGAAAGCUCCCAUCUGAAUACAAACUUAAAAGAGGGAAUCUUUUGAAAACUCCAAAUAUGCCUCAAUAUUUUUCCUUGUGAUACAUUCUGGGUUUAUUUUUCAACUUUUGAUAUUCAUUUUUUACCACAUUAUUUAAAUUUCAAUGAUGAUAAACUGUUACUUUUAUCAGUUCAUAUAAAGACACCUUUUUUAAUCACCUAGUGAUACAUUCAAAACCAACAAAUCAAAAAGUACCGAAGUAUCAAAUUUAUUUAACUAAUUAAACAACUAUUUUCUUGUAGAAUUUGCAGAUACAGUAUAAUGGUAAAUAAUAUGAAAUGGGAAAAUGUCAUGAGAAGAUAUUUUUGUUGCUAUGUGUGUUCAUUUAUAAAGGGUGUGAAUUUCACCAAGCGCCGUUGUGAAAGGUGUCUACUUAUUACAGAGGGUGUAUGUUAUACACCAUAAAAUUCUGUAAACGAAAUUUUGUAGAUUAUAUAUACUAUAAGUAAAAAUUGAAUUAAUUAUAAUUUAAAAACUCCCACUUUUCAGCACAAAGCGAAAAAUAUGGAAUCGAGAAUCCGAAAACCAUAAAAAUAACUAUUAUUUAGUACAUUUUAUUCCUAUGUUGUCACUUUUGUGAUUCGUUUGAUCUUCUGGAUAGUGAUUAUUACAUCCCAUGAUAUGCUAGGAGCACAAAAUUAAUUUCUUAUUUGUUAGACCUUUAGAUAUGUUUAUAUUUCUAAAUCGUCUUGAUUUUAGGUCUCUUCUGAUUUGAAAUUGGAUUUUUUCUAUAUUUUUAGGUAGGUAAAAAUUUUACGUUUCCACUAUUUUCAGUCUUUAUCAAAAUAUGAUUUAUCACUGGCAAUUUGUGCAUUUAUAUUAAUCGAUAGAUAUAAAAAAAACUAGUUUUAAAUAGAAGAGACUUAAAAUCAACCUAUGGUCAUACAAAUUUUUGUUGGCUCACAUAUCAUCAAAAAGAAAAAAUACAGACACCUUGAAUAUUCCAAAAUCUUGAUUUCUUGCCUUUUUGAAUCAUUUAUUAAAAAUAAAGUAAUACAAAUAUUGACUUCUUACAAUAUUACAUCCAAAAAUUGAAAUCUAUGACACAGAAAAUAUUAAGGAAGCUUAAUAUACAUUGACCACAACCACCAAUUAUUUUGGUAUUAUGAAUGUAAGCAAAAUGAACGGAUAUAGCUUGUGAAAAAAUAUAUAUUAUACUUUAUGCUUUAUCUGCCGGCAGAUAAAAAUUACUAGUCAACAUCUAUGGAAUUGUCAGUAGAACUAAUAAAACAAGUAAUUUUUUUCUUGUAAUAAAAACUGCUCAGAUCUUUAUAUUUCCCUCAAAUUGCAUUCAAUUUGUGCCAUGCUCUUUCUUUAUUAAAAUAUGGUACAUCAAAACUAAAAAAUAAUAAUGGAAAAAAAACCAAAAAUUCUAAAGUACUUCCUAGCAGAGUACCUAAUUUUAUUUUGUGAUUAAGUAGUAUAAGACGCCAGUCAUGUACUGUCUAUAGGAUAGCAUUUUUUGUACUCGACUAGCAGGUUUUUGACAUUUUUUGUAUAUAUAGUAUAUUUAUAUCUACUCCGCAUUUUGUACAGGCUUCAUAGGUAGGCAAUAACAGACUGUAUCUAUUGAAAAUAAAUUUGCUAAUUUAAAAUAAC
Messenger RNA from Diorhabda sublineata, 13520 nucleotides. It is a transcript of the gene Abl, whose product is annotated as tyrosine-protein kinase Abl. Gene Ontology annotation, biological process: protein phosphorylation. Gene Ontology annotation, molecular function: protein binding; non-membrane spanning protein tyrosine kinase activity; ATP binding. The transcript has 13 exons. The record is from RefSeq and is a predicted model, not a curated record. Bases 311 to 4681 code for a protein of 1456 amino acids. NCBI's taxonomy places the organism in Eukaryota, Metazoa, Arthropoda, Insecta, Coleoptera, Chrysomelidae.